UUUGUUUACAUUCGGUUCACAGAUUGUUCCUUGACUAGUUUUAAUGAAAUAGUUUUCUGCAGGAUAUAUAUAGAUAUCCACCAUCAUGAACAAUAGGCGUGGCUGUUCAGCAUCAAAACAAAAAUAUGUGCUAUGUAAGAUGCCACCAGACUGGGCCACCCUGAAUGUGCGUCUUGGUCUUCAGCCUCCUCCGCCACGUGACAGUAUUGCAGUUUACACAAGGAAUGGACAAGACCUCAUUUAUGAAGGCUACAUUUGUCCAAAUGCUCCCAUAAAUCUGUCCAUGUCCGAGUUGCAGCCACCGCUAAAGCAGCCAAGACCGCUGAGCUACAGCCAGAAGUACGCCAUACUGCUGGAGAAGAUCAGAGCUGAGGAGGCCGAGGCAAAAGCCGAAGCUCAGGCAAGAAACAUCUCAGAGGAUCAAAGGAAGAUAGAGGCAGUUUCUGCAGCGAGCAGCAAACCAGAGCAGGAUGCUGUAAAAGCCGAGCCGAGCAGCACCACACAAUGGCAUGAAGAUACAGCUGAUGAAUCAAAACAGCAGAUAAAAGCAGCGGCUGCAUUAACCAGUGAAAGUGACUUCAUGACUGAUUAUCCAUUUCCUUAUGAAAUCCUUGACAGGGGAGAGAGUUUCCUCCCUGAACUCGGAGAGACAGAAGACUUAGCGUAUUAUUUUAUACCUUGGGAGACCUCAAAUGACAUAGACAUCUGGAACUAUUUGCUGUCUCAAUAGUUCAGACCUGCCGACAUGUGCCACACCCCUGAGCAUAAUUAACUCUCUCCUGACAUGUAUGUGGACCUGGCUUUGUGGAAAGACAGUUAAAUAAUUUGUGAAUAAAUAUUUUGAGCAAAGAGUAAAA
Molecule: messenger RNA, 857 nt
Organism: Lates calcarifer (barramundi perch)
Lineage: Eukaryota; Metazoa; Chordata; Actinopteri; Centropomidae
Exons: 2
Coding region: 86-730 (214 amino acids)
Source: RefSeq, a predicted model, not a curated record